AUGUUGUGCGUAUGUUAUCAUCAACCAUUACCAUCCAACUCCAUUGUCUUGAAUCGGCAAGCGAAGCAAAAAGAGAUACUACGAAGAAACCAAAUGUUCUUCUUAUCUUCAUCAUCUCCUUCAAGAUUAGGUAAACAUCAAUGGCAAAUCAGUAAUUAUCCCAAAAAUGAGUUUAGAUUAAAACCUAAAGCUAGUGUAAUGCCUCCUUCUGAGUCUGGUGAUAUCACUACCUUCCUCCUCGUAAGUGGAGCAAUGAUCUCCAUGUAUUUGGUAGCGAAUUUUGUGGUUCCAUCGAUGCUUUUCAAGUCGCUACAAGUUGAAGAAGAGGAAGAUUCUGAUUGA
Molecule: messenger RNA, 342 nt
Organism: Arabis nemorensis
Lineage: Eukaryota; Viridiplantae; Streptophyta; Magnoliopsida; Brassicales; Brassicaceae
Source: the annotation of a GenBank genome assembly